This is a messenger RNA of Seminavis robusta, 369 nucleotides long. NCBI's taxonomy places the organism in Eukaryota, Bacillariophyta, Bacillariophyceae, Naviculales, Naviculaceae. The record is from the annotation of a GenBank genome assembly.
AUGAUUGGUGAAUUUCUCUUGCGUCUCUUUCGUAAUGAUCUGUGCUUGGACAUUGAUCCCCAAACCAUUCAGAUUGUGGAAGAUAAUGCUCCUGGCAUCACCUUUAGCAUCCAUCAUUCGGAGUGGCCAUCAUCUUCUUCUCUGUCAUCUCCUGGACGCCCCCAAAGCCAGGGGCUACCAGGGACUACAGAAUCCACUGAUGCUUCCAUUUCAUCCAGAAACGCAAGAACAUGGAGUCCUGGAGGUUUUCCAAACCAAGAAGAAAAUCCUCCGCUCACACCCAAUAUGGAGAGAUGGUCUAGCAGCCCAAACAAUGCCAGCACGCAAGAACAAGCAAGGUUGCCCCGCAGAACUUCCCUAUCGUUGUGA